Molecule: messenger RNA, 2118 nt
Organism: Radiomyces spectabilis
Lineage: Eukaryota; Fungi; Mucoromycota; Mucoromycetes; Mucorales; Radiomycetaceae
Product: O-mannosyltransferase
Exons: 10
Coding region: 1-2118 (705 amino acids)
Biological process (GO): protein O-linked glycosylation via mannose
Cellular component (GO): membrane; endoplasmic reticulum
Molecular function (GO): dolichyl-phosphate-mannose-protein mannosyltransferase activity
Source: RefSeq, a predicted model, not a curated record
AUGUCGAUGUAUUUGGUUGACGAGUCCGUCCUCUCCAUCGUGGCCUUCUUUAUCUCUUUUUACAAAAUUUGGUAUCCAGCCCAAGUGGUCUUUGAUGAAACCCAUUUUGGCAAAUUCGCAGGUUAUUACAUCAAGAGAACUUAUUUCUUUGAUGUCCAUCCCCCACUCGCCAAACUGAUGUUUGCUGCUGUGGGUUAUCUGCUGGGAUUUGAUGGACAGUUUGAGUUUGAAAAUAUCGGCGAGACCUACAUUGGUCAGUCGGUGCCUUACAUCGGGUUACGUGCUUUACCGGCCACGCUCAACGUUGCCAGUGUCGCCUUGAUGUAUGGGAUCAUGCAGCAAUCAGGCUAUUCCCUUGUCACCUGCAUCAUCCCCGCGGGCUUGUACCUCUUAGAUAACGCCAUUGUCGCCCAAAACCGAUUGAUUUUGUUGGACGGUAUCAUGAUAUUCUUUAUGCUGUGUACUAUUUACUCAUUUGUACGAUUCCGAAAAUUACGCCGCAAUGAGUUUUCCGUAUCAUGGUGGGGAUGGCUUUUGGCUACGGGCACAUGCAUGGCACUUAACCUGAGUGUGAAAAUGGUUGGCCUAUUCUUGGUGGGCGCGAUCGGCAUGGCAACGCUGGUGGAUAUGUGGGAGCUGCUUUGCAUCCAAAGGGGGCUUACAUGGAAACGACUCAGCGGUCAUUUUAUCGCUCGAUGUGUGGGUCUGAUUGCUCUGCCUAUCAUUGUUUAUCUUGGAUCCUUCUACAUCCACUUUGCCGUCUUGACUUUUUCUGGACCGGGAGAUGUGUUUAUGAGCGCAGAUUUCCAAAAUACGUUGCAACUGAGCCCUUUGAGACUUCAAUCACUAGAUGUCGAGUAUUACAAUAACAUUACGCUGAUGCACAAGGAUACGAAAGCGUUCCUUCAUUCUCAUAAUUAUAAGUAUCCCGUUCCUUAUGAGGAUGGUCGAAUCAGUAGCGGAGGGCAGCAAGUGGUGGCCGCCAAUGAAGUUGAUGGAAACAGUUACUGGCGUAUCCGACCUACCAAGCCGUUGCCCAUAAACGGUGAACCCGUGGUGGUGAGACACGGCGAUGUCAUCCAGCUGGAACACAUUGAAACCGAGUCGCUUUUGAUUACCCAUGAUGUGGCAUCGCCUUUACUGCCAUCACAGCAAGAAUUCACCACGGUUCCCUUUGAUGAGCAAUAUUACAACGAUACAUUGUUCACUGUACACAUCGAGGGUGCAGAAGAAAAUUCUGUAUGGCGUACAUUUGGCCGACCCGUGCGAUUGAUCCACCAAAAGACAAAAGUGGCUCUGUGGUCUCGCAGGGAGAAGUUGCCAGCAUGGGCAUUCCAUCACCAAGAUGUCAACGGCAACCGAAAUCAGCUCCACAGCGGCACUUACUGGGUAGCCUCCGAUAUUCAGGGUCGGAACGCGACCGAAAUCAAUCAAGAAAAAGAAUACACGGUGGAGAAGCGACCUUUUUGGCUUGAUUUCCUUGAGCUGCAGAUAUUAAUGCUGAAAUACAAUUCGGGUCUCAAGGACGACCAUCCCUAUGCAUCCCGGCCCGUUUCUUGGCCACUCAUGCUACGUGGCGUGGCGUACUGGGGUAACGAGGCAACGCGUGAACAGAUUUACAUUACCGGCAACAUUGCAGGAUGGUGGAUAGGUUUAGCCUCUUUGGGUCUAUUUGCCACCAUUGCAAGUAUAAAUGCCAUUGCUCAAAAACGCGGCAUUUCCCUUAUUCAAAAGCCUGUGCGUCAACGGUUCAUGAAUUCUGGAGGAUUUUUCGCUGUUUUGUGGCUGCUUCAUUAUUUUCCGUUCUUUGGCAUGCAGCGAGUACUUUAUCUUCAUCAUUAUUUGCCGGCCGUGAUAUGCAACUACCUAUUGGUGGGCACCGUAUUCCACUUUCUGUUUGUGAGCGGCAUUGAUUUUCCCGUGACAGGCAACAUCACUCUCCAGCGUGCGCGUGGAUCCAUCAAGUCAUGGCUGGCUGCGGUCAUGCUCUUAUCCACGCAAUUGGCCGUUUUCGUCUUUCUCGCGCCUCUCACUUAUGGCAAUCCAGGCUUACCGUCAGAACAAGUAGAUCGUCGUAAGUUAUUUAAGACCUGGGAUCUUCAGUACGGUUCCAAAUAA